Molecule: messenger RNA, 3819 nt
Organism: Hevea brasiliensis (rubber tree)
Lineage: Eukaryota; Viridiplantae; Streptophyta; Magnoliopsida; Malpighiales; Euphorbiaceae
Product: ABC transporter B family member 19
Biological process (GO): transmembrane transport
Cellular component (GO): membrane
Molecular function (GO): ABC-type transporter activity; ATP binding; ATP hydrolysis activity
Source: RefSeq, a predicted model, not a curated record
AUGCCCCCUCAACCCCAAGAUCAGAAGAAGAGUAAUGAGAAGAAGGAAAUAGGGAAUAUUCAAAUUUUGCCAUUUUACAAGCUCUUAAGCUACGCUGAUUCAUUGGACUGGGCACUCAUGGUACUAGGGACCUUAGGUUCUAUAGUCCAUGGCAUGGCUCAACCUGUCGGGUAUUUCUUGCUAGGAAGAGCCCUUGAUGCUUUUGGGAAAAACAUGAACAACACUGAUGAAAUGGUUAAAGCUCUUGACAAGGUUGUCCCAUACGUGUGGUACAUGGCUUUCGCCACCUUUCCGGCUGGAAUACUAGAGGUUGGAUGCUGGAUGUAUGCAAGUGAAAGACAAUUAGCACGGUUAAGAUUAGCAUUCCUGGAAGCAGUCCUCAACCAAGAAAUCGGAGCUUUUGAUACCGAUUUAACAACUGGAAAAAUCAUCACUGGAGUUACCAAUCACAUGAGUAUCAUACAAGAUGCAAUAGGCGAAAAGCUGGGCCAUUUUCUGUCAAGCUUUGCGACCUUCUUCUGUGGAAUCUUGAUCGCAGUCAUAUGCUCUUGGGAAGUGGCACUGCUGGCCCUAUUAGUUCUUCCUAUGAUUCUCGUGAUUGGCGCUACCUACACCAAGAAAAUGAUCACUAUUUCAGCAGCUAAAAUGGUUUACCUCUCUGAAGCAACAGCCUUGGUUGAACAGACCAUAUCUCAAAUCAAGACAGUUUUUGCAUUUGUUGGAGAGAGCCGUGCAAUUAAGUCUUUUUCAGAGUGCAUGUCCAAGCAGCUUUCUCUCAGCAAUGGGGAAGCAUUGAUAAAGGGAGUUGGAACAGGAAUGUUCCAAACGGUGACGUUUUCUUCUUGGGCACUGAUCAUAUGGAUCGGAGCCAUUGUAGUCAGUAACAACAAGUCAAGUGGAGGAAAGGUCAUAGCUGCAGUUAUGAGCAUUCUCUUUGGAGCCAUAUCACUCACUUAUGCUGCUCCAGACAUGCAAAUUUUCAAUCAGGCAAGAGCUGCAGGUACUGAAGUUUUCCAGGUGAUUCAUAGGAAGUCACUCAUAAGCCAUAGGUCAACGGGGAAGACACUGGAUAAAAUUGAAGGAAACAUCGAUAUAUGUGAUGUACAUUUUGCAUACCCAUCCCGUCAGGAAAAUUUAAUCCUCAAAGGCUUUUCAUUGCCGAUCCCUGCUGGUAAAACGGUGGCAUUAGUUGGCAGUAGCGGUUGUGGAAAGAGUACUGUUAUUUCCUUAGUUGAAAGAUUCUAUGAUCCUUUGAAAGGGGAGAUUCUCAUCGACAAACACAACAUCAAGGAUCUUGAUUUGAAAUUUCUUCGAAGGAACAUUGGAGCAGUUUCUCAAGAGCCGUCCCUUUUUGCUGGUACCAUCAAGGAUAACUUGAAAGUAGGAAAUAUGGAUGCUGAUGAUCAACAGAUUCAAGAUGCAGCACUGAUGGCAAAUGCACACUCAUUCAUUGCCCAGCUUCCAAAUCAGUACUUAACAGAGGUGGGCGAAAGGGGAGUCCAGUUAUCAGGAGGACAAAAGCAGAGAAUUGCCAUAGCAAGAGCCAUUCUUAAAAAUCCACCAAUUCUUUUGCUUGAUGAGGCUACAAGUGCACUAGAUUCAGAAUCAGAGAAGCUGGUUCAGGACGCCCUCGAUAGGGCUAUGCAAGGGAGGACGGUCAUCUUGAUUGCACACAGGCUGUCAACUAUUGUUAAUGCAGAUAUGAUAGUAGUUGUGGAGAAUGGACAAGUAACAGAGACGGGAACACACAGCAGCUUGCUAGAUACCAGCAAAUUUUAUAGCAACUUAUUUAGCAUGCAGAACCUCAGCACAGUUGGUGAUUCAAGGUUCAUAUACACUUAAAUACCGAUUUCUUCAGCAUAAUAUCCAAUAAACGAAAAACUUUUAACUGAUCCAACUUUAUUGAAUGACAGAAAUGCAGCUACUGAAGAACAAGCGAAUACCAAGCAACAAGUUGCACUAAAAGAAAAUGAACACCAAGAUAAACUUAAUGAUUUCAGCAUCCAUCUGAGCCAGUCUCCAAAGCAAGAGGAACAGAAAGACAGAACAAAGUCAGCUAUAUUUUUCAGAAUAUGGUUUGGCUUGCAAAAGAAAGAAAUUUUAAAAACUGCUAUAGGAUCCUUUGCAGCUGCUUUCUCUGGCAUCUCAAAGCCUGUUUUUGGAUUCUUCAUUAUAACUGUAGGAGUAGCAUACUACCAUAAAGAUGCAAAAAGGAAAGUUGGAUGGUAUUCCAUCAUCUUUGCUCUAAUAGGACUGCUGUCAUUGUUCACUCACACCUUGCAGCAUUACUUCUUUGGAGUGGUUGGAGAGAAGGCCAUGACAAACCUCAGACAAGCAUUAUAUUCAGGGAUACUGCGCAAUGAACUAGCAUGGUUUGAGAAACCUGAGAACAGUGUUGGUUCACUUACCUCACGGAUCAUUCAUGACACCUCCAUGGUCAAAAUGAUAAUUGCAGACCGCAUGUCUGUCAUUGUCCAAUGCGUUUCCUCCAUACUAAUUGCAACUAUUGUUAGCAUGGUUGUUAACUGGAGAAUGGGUUUGGUAGCUUGGGCAGUCAUGCCUUGCCAUUUCAUAGGUGGACUGAUUCAAGCCAAGUCUGCCAAAGGAUUUUCAGGUGAUUCUGCUGCAGCACAUUACCAAAUUGUUACACUUGCUUCUGAGUCUGCAGCCAAUAUAAGAACCAUAACAUCUUUUUGUCAUGAAGAGCACAUUCUUAGGAAAGCCAAAACAUCCCUGGAAAAACCAAUGAAGAAGAGCAGGAGAACGAGCAUUAAGUAUGGACUCAUUCAAGGUGUCUCCCUUUGUUUAUGGAAUAUUGCACAUGCUGUUGCUCUGUGGUACACUACACAUUUAGUCGCAGCACAUCAAGCAAGCUUCGAAGAUGGCAUAAGAUCGUACCAGAUUUUCUCUCUCACAGUACCUUCAAUCACAGAGUUAUGGACAUUGAUCCCCACUGUCAUUUCUGCCAUCAGCGUAUUAACUCCAGCAUUUGAAACCCUCGACAGGGAAACUGAAAUUGAACCAGAUUCACCCAAAUGUUCACACCUUGACAGGAUAAUGGGUAGAGUAGAAUUUCAGAAUGUUAAAUUUAACUACCCACUAAGGCCAGAUGUAACUGUUCUCAACAACUUCAGUUUACAAAUUGAAGCUGGAUUAAAGGUGGCCUUUGUCGGACCAAGCGGAGCUGGAAAAUCCUCAGUCUUGGCCCUUUUGCUUAGAUUCUACGAUCCCAGAGCAGGAAGGGUGCUAGUUGAUGGAAAGAACAUCAAAGAAUAUAAUCUGAAAAUGUUGAGGGGACAAAUUGGGUUGGUGCAACAGGAGCCACUUCUUUUUAGUUCUUCAAUUGGAGACAACAUUGCCUAUGGGAAUGAGGGGGCUUCUGAAGCAGAAAUUGUUAAGGUAUCGAGGGAAGCAAACAUUCACGAGUUUAUAAGUAAUUUGCCUGAUGGAUAUAAUACAAUUGUUGGAGAGAAGGGCUGCCAACUUUCAGGUGGACAGAAGCAACGCAUAGCGAUCGCUAGGACUCUAUUGAAGAAGCCAGCAAUCUUGCUCCUGGAUGAAGCAACAAGUGCCCUAGAUGCUGAGUCUGAAAGAUCUGUAGUAAGCGCCCUAGAAUCAAUAAAUAUGAACAGCUACGAGAGCUCCUUGUACAAAACAACACAGAUUACGGUUGCUCACAGGCUUUCCACAGUAAAAAACUCGGAUAUGAUAGUUGUCAUGGAUAAAGGUCAGAUUGUCGAGAUGGGUUCUCACUCAACCCUAAUAGCAGAGGCUGAAGGCAUAUAUUCUAGGUUAUACCAGCUUCAGAACUUGAGUUAG